AUGGGUCUCAUGAAGGAAAGGUAUAGGGCACAUAUAGUAGGGCUGCAGAGGCAGCAUACAGAUUUCCCGAAGCUGUUCAGAGGCACUCCUUCCCCCGGCCUUCGACGAGGCCUGAAGAACAAGCACGCGCGAACGGGAUUUUUCCACCUGGGUCGGAAGGCAACCGCCGAAGGCGGUGGUCUGCCGCGGCCCUUCCCUUCUCCAGCCCACCCCAGUCUAAGAGGCCAGCCCUCCCACGGAGGCCCGUGUGCUGUGGGGAGGGAGCGCCGCUGGGGCGCGUGCCCUGGGGAACGGCUUUCCCGGCUGCCGCAGAGAGAGGGGGGGAAGUCGGGAGGCUGCAGCAACAGCAGCGGCGGCGGCGGCGGCUGCCUUUCUCCCUGCUGCAGGAGCAGCGCUGCAGAGCCCGAGCCGUUGCGCACCGGGGAGGAGCCCCGGGCACUGCGCCGUCCACUUUGCGGCGGUCUGGCCGAGGAGUUUGGGCGCUUUCCCACUUCAUCCCUGCCAAUGGAGCCGGCGGCUGCCGCUGCCGCCACCGCCGGUCUUUUCUUGGCCGGGAGCGAGCAGCAGUUCUACGCGGAGCUCUUCGCGCUCUGCUGUGGUGGCAGCUGCCAAACGGUGCCCGAGGCAGGGACAGGAGCGGCCCCAGCCGCGGGGGGGAGCAAAGUGGCCGAGCUCUUCCGGGCCUCGCAGUUGCCUCCGGAGACGCUGCACCAGGUAUUGAAGGGUGGAGGCAGUGGACCACAAGUCUGCAAGCCUGCUAAGAAACAGGUUGACUUUGAAGAUGCUUCGCCAUUCUCUCAGCAGUACUUGUUCCAAGUUCAGCACGGCUGUUUCUCCUCAGUCAUAUACUUCUACUGCCGCUUCUCAAACAAUUGUUGCUUUCUUCAAGCACGAAUGGGUUUUUGAAUGAGAGAGCUAGUUGUCGAGAGGCCACCUCUUAGCAGUUAGCUCCCAUGGAGGAAGCAUCUACCACCAACAAAAAUAUUACCAAGUAUGUUAGAAGGGCAAAGAACAUUGGCAGAAAUAUAAAUACGGACAAAUGGGAAAUUAUUUGGAAAAGGGCAUAUACUCAUUUAACAAAUACUGAAGUGAAGGAAAAUAUAUACAAAAUGAUCCCCAGGUGGUACAUUAUACCAUACAUAUUGUCCAAGAUGGAUCAUAAAUAGAUCAAAAUUCUGCACUCUCUUCUGGAAGUGCAGAAAAAAAAGUUGGAUCCUUUUUUCAUGCUUGGUGGUCCUGCAAAUUUUUUAAAAAAAAUUCUGAAAGGUGAUACAUAGCUAGAUUAAAGAAAUCUUCACUGAUAUUUAUUAUUACGGCCUUUUGGCCAGCCAAUAGUUUAAAAUCAGAGUACAUGUGAAUACAUAGAACUCCACUUAUACAAAAAUAUAAUAUAAAUUAAAAUCCAUUAUAAAAUCUAUUAAUAAAUAACAUUAGCUUCAGGCAUCUUACAUUAAAGAAAACUUGGGGGUUGAAUUUAAUUUUUCGCCAGAAAUUUACUUGUUAGGAUUUUAUGAAGAUAAGAAAUUACAUCCAUAUAGCAGAUUAAUAACAACAUCGCACAUCUGCAGCAAGAAUAAUUACAGCUAGAAAAUGGAAAUCUGGAGAAACUCCACACUUAUGUGACUAGUGGGAAAAGAUAUUUACAUGUAUGGGUUUAGACUUACUGUCAUUAUCAUUGUAGACCGAGAUACCAGAGAAGAAAGAAGAAUCAUGGAGACCAUUAGAAAUGUUUUUCUAUAUCAAAUUCAAUAUCUUCCAAUAGAGAGUCAUAUCUAUGUGUACAAAUCCCACGGUUAGUGGGCAGGUUUAAUUAUUUAAGUUUUAAUUAAUUGAGAGUCCUUCUGUUAAUAGUACUGUUUUAUUUUGUGUCUAUCAUUAAAACUAGGAACGUGAAGUCAAACUAGUAAAAUUAAAAUUGUUACUAAAAUAGGAUAUUCCCAAUCGGGAAUUUAAAAAAAAUUGUCAUGAAUGAUAUCUGAUUUUUUUGCCUUUAUGUGCAUAUU
Messenger RNA from Sphaerodactylus townsendi, 2003 nucleotides. RefSeq lists its product as uncharacterized. Bases 1 to 906 code for a protein of 301 amino acids. The transcript has 4 exons. The record is from RefSeq and is a predicted model, not a curated record. Lineage: Eukaryota; Metazoa; Chordata; Lepidosauria; Squamata; Sphaerodactylidae.